Patella vulgata (common limpet) is the source of this 1715-nucleotide messenger RNA. RefSeq names its product ribosomal oxygenase 1. Gene Ontology annotation, molecular function: histone H3K4 demethylase activity; histone H3K36 demethylase activity. NCBI's taxonomy places the organism in Eukaryota, Metazoa, Mollusca, Gastropoda, Patellidae. Gene Ontology annotation, cellular component: nucleolus. The transcript has 12 exons. The record is from RefSeq and is a predicted model, not a curated record. The coding region runs from base 294 to 1715 and encodes 473 amino acids.
GUAAGCAUCCAUGUGGUCAGAAUUUGAUUUGAACAACCCGGCGACUGUUUGUUCAAAUUUCCAAUCAUGACCUAAAAUAUUUCUUUGGCCUGUGUAGAGUAAUUGUUUAAAAGGAAAUUCUGAAGUGGAAAAUACGUAUCGACAACAUUUGAAUACAUUUGAUUGUCGAUCCAGGUUUAUAAUACGUUUAAUUUGCAUUGGCAAGUUCGAAGUUGCUGCAGAUUUCAUAGCAAAAACAAACGGAACGGAAACGAGUUUUGUUUUUAAAUUUUUUUUAAUAUAAUUAUAUCAGAAUGAAGAAAAUGUCAGCCUUUUCAGUUUUUUCCGGAAAGUCGAAAAGGACCAAAGCUAUGACAGAACUGGACCAAGGUAAAGAAACACCGGAUAUUGACGAGAACAAAAGUCGUGGGAAAUCUAAUUUACGUAGAGCAGACAGUACACCAACAGUUCCUGGGGAUUUAAAAAAAGAAUCUGGAACAAAAGGAAAAAAGAUUUUGAAAGUGUUAAAAGGAGGAAGUUUACGUAGUACAUUCCGAGGGAAAGGUCGUCCAUCUAUUUUACCAGAAGGCCAUGUUCCGAGUCCGUAUAUCGCGAAUGAUGCAGUAAGUAACGGUAUUGAGUUGACAGCACUAAAGAAAAAUGGCGACUUUGGAAGUAUAACCAGUAUGAUAUCAGUUGAUAAAAAGACUAAAAAUUCACCAAACAGAUCAAAAGAUGAUGAUAAAAUAAAAGGUAAAAGUCCAGCAUCUCCACGUAAUCAGAAAGGUAAAACACAGGUAACUCCACGAGUUACUCGUACAUCACCAACUAAACGUCACCUUGAAUCACCAGAUGUACCAUCAAAGAAAAAGAAAAAAGACGUACCUGAAGAACAAAUCGAGGAACCAGCAGAAGGUCCAUCAACAAAACCCGAAUUAGCUUCUCGAUUACCCUAUAUGUUUGACAGUUCUAAAGAAGCCAAGAAAUUAUUUGAAUGUAUUAUAAAUCCUGUUAAACUGGACAGAUUUUUCUCAGAAUUUUGGGAAAGGAAACCUCUACUUAUACAACGAUAUAAGCUGACGCCAUAUUAUAAUGAUGGUUGGUUUAGUACAGCGGAACUCGAUCAUAUCCUCCGACAGGAGAAUAUACAGUACAGUGUCAAUCUAGAUGUUACAUCAUACGAGAACGGUAAACGUGAAACACAUAACCCUAUAGGUCGAGCCUACGCACCUGUUGUUUGGGACUACUAUCAGAGUGGCUGUUCUCUGCGAUUACUUAAUCCACAGACGUACAGUAGAAGAGUAUGGAAAUUAUUAUCAGUAUUACAAGAAUAUUUUGGUUGUUGUGUUGGUGCCAACAUAUAUUUAACGCCACCCGGUACACAAGGUUUCGCACCACAUUACGAUGAUAUAGAAGCCUUUAUUCUACAACUAGAAGGAAGAAAAAACUGGAAAUUGUACGCCACAAGAACUGGAUCUGAAAAGUUACCAAGAUUUUCUAGUGAAAAUCUUAACGAAGCCGAUCUUGGAGAGCCGAUAUUGAACAGAGUUUUAGAAGCGGGGGAUUUGUUGUAUUUUCCAAGAGGGACGAUCCAUCAAGCUUCGGCACUCGAAGAUUCACAUUCCCUACAUAUAACUGUUUCAUGCUACCAGAAAAACAGCUGGUUUGACUUCUUUGAAAAGUUAUUACCAAGAGCCCUACAGAAUGAACCUUUAUAUUAUAUUAUAUUGUUUUAG